Messenger RNA from Guillardia theta CCMP2712, 663 nucleotides. RefSeq lists its product as hypothetical. The coding region runs from base 1 to 663 and encodes 220 amino acids. NCBI's taxonomy places the organism in Eukaryota, Cryptophyceae, Pyrenomonadales, Geminigeraceae. The record is from RefSeq and is a predicted model, not a curated record. The transcript has a single exon.
AUGGUGGGCGAUGCGUUCGGGGCGUGCGAAGAAAAAUGCGAAGCCAUGGCUCGAAGCGUCAGGAGAAGGUUUGCAGAAGUUCUCACUACGUUCAGAGGAAGGAGCAAGAGAGAGAGCCCUCUCUUUCCUCCUGCGAUGACUCUGUCCUCCGCCCCUGACCACACCUCUGCUACAUCGAAAGUGCAACUGGAGGAGAGCGUAAUGUCGUCUUCGCAGCGGCAGAUCCAAAGGUCACACCUUGAGAGGAUGCAGAUGCUGAGCCAUUCCCUCCAUCGCCAGCAAGUUGUGUCUUGUGAUCUUGACUGCGAUGAGGACGAUCUCCCUUCGCUGGCUCUCGAGGGAAAACUAGAGGAUCUCCAUUUCAAGAGGAUGUGCAAACGAGACAAGAACGCAGAGAACAGGAUCCAGCGUGUCCUCGCAGCAUUGGAGAUGGCAUUCGAUGAGUACGAAGAUUGCAGGGUGAUGAUUCAAGACGUUAGAGGCAUGAUCUCGUCCUUUUUCGCCAUGGAGGAUGAAGCGCUGCGGUUUAUUCUGCAGGUGUGGUAUGGCACCAUCAGCCAGGUCGACGUGUGGAUGAGCGAGAUGAAGAGAGAGCUGCGAAGUAUGAGCUCGUCAUGGAUGAAGGUCUGUAAACUGUUAAUGUCUGUGUUUCCUUGCAUCUGA